Molecule: messenger RNA, 1560 nt
Organism: Emericellopsis atlantica
Lineage: Eukaryota; Fungi; Ascomycota; Sordariomycetes; Hypocreales; Bionectriaceae
Product: transferase
Exons: 1
Coding region: 251-1555 (434 amino acids)
Source: RefSeq, a predicted model, not a curated record
GCCCUGUGUAAGCGUGAGCCCCCUAAAUAAGCCCCUCGUGAUAUGGAGAUCUGUAAGCCAGCGAGUCGGCUGCAGGUUUGUGGAUUUCCCUGCAUGGUUUGAACCGGCAAUGCUGAUUUGGCCCGGGACCGAGCGGCCUCGAAUGAAUAUUAUCGCCUCCAAUUAGUGACAGCCUAAUUAUUCAGAGAUACCUAGGUUGGGCAUUUUUGUUUUGAGAGCACCUCCGACUCACCAAAUCCAGGCAGGCAUCAUGGCGAACCCCAUUGACCACUACAUUUCUGGCCCCAACUUUGAGUGCCAGCUAUCACCUGUCGACCAGGUCACACCACCUAUCUACUCGAGAAGAAUACUGAUCUUUUCAAAUCCACAACAAGAUCAAGACCAAGGCGUGAAAGCUCUCAAGCAUGGCUUGCAAGGCGCAGUCAAUGAAUACCCCGUGCUUGCUGGUCGAUUAGGCUUGACAGCAUCUGGGUGGUCAGUAACGAAAGGCCACGCUCGAUUGCGAGUGCGUGAAUUGGAUCUGGACUUUGCUCAACUGGAGGAGAGCAAUUUUGCUGAAUCGAAUUUCCCUGCGGAUCUUGUGUCUGAUCUGCCCACCUUUGCGACACCUCGAGAAGAAUGGCAUGUCUGCAGGCUGCAAGCCAACUUUGUGACGCAUGGCCUUCUACUCGUCGUCUCUGUUCACCACACUAUCAUGGACGGCUAUGGGAUCGCAAAGGUCAUUCAGUCACUAGCGCGCUAUUCACGCUUGGAUGGAUUGCCCAACAUUGAAACUACCCCCGUACGAUGGGAUCGAGCAUUUAUGCCAGUCACCGAACAAAAUGGAGACAUUAAGAGCUUGAGAGCAUACAGCUUUGUCAGUGAACGUCCCAAUAUUGGGCCAACAUCUCAGCCAGUUGUUACCACCACAUUCAAAAUUUCCAAGGAACGUCUUGAAAAGUUAAAGACAGACGCUUCUCCCUGCGAAGGGUGGAUCACAACCCACGAUGCCGUGAAUGCGCUUUGCUGGAGAACUCAAGCCAAAGCGAGACACAGGGCUGGGUUGAUUUCAGCCACCGACUUGGCUCGAUUCGCUUUCCCAGUAGAAUUCAGGAAGCUAGUUGAACCACCUCUUUCACCCGAGUUCACUGGGAACGCGGUGCUCAUGACCAAAACUGGGAUCAAGGUGAAGGAUCUACUCGGAAACUCCGGCCUGGCGUACGCCGCACAGUCCAUACGGGAAGGCGUCAAGGAUGUGGACCAAGAAUACGUCAAGAACUUCAUAUCCGUGGCUAAUUCGCAGGUGAAGCCCGGGCAGAUGGUGAUUAAUCUCAAACUUGAAGAUCGGCACACAGCGUUUGGAUCUACUUCGUACAAGAGCUUCUACCACGGGGAUUGGGAUCCGUUGAUUGGCAAGUAUAGGACAAUGAGAUUGGCUUCUGGUGUCACUGGUGAAGGCAUGUCGAUCAUACUCCCUGCAUUGGAGGAUGGCAGCUGGGAAGUGACAGUAACACUGGAAGAAGAUCAACUGGGUUAUUUCAUGGAAGACGAGGAGUGGCGCUUGUACACGGCUUAAAGAUG